Molecule: messenger RNA, 2990 nt
Organism: Arabidopsis thaliana (thale cress)
Lineage: Eukaryota; Viridiplantae; Streptophyta; Magnoliopsida; Brassicales; Brassicaceae
Gene: WAK4
Product: wall associated kinase 4
Exons: 4
Coding region: 774-2990 (738 amino acids)
Biological process (GO): cell surface receptor signaling pathway
Cellular component (GO): membrane; plasma membrane
Molecular function (GO): polysaccharide binding; protein kinase activity; protein serine kinase activity
Source: RefSeq, marked reviewed
AAUUUCCUAGCAUGGAGAAUAUAAGAAGUCAAUCAAGGCGUAGCAUGAAAAUUUUCAUUUCCUGAGGUUGGAGCCGGAACCACAAGGGAAGGAACUCUAGUAUCUGCCUUGGUGUUUAUGCUUUGUUGCUUCAAUACGCAAAAAUGCACCAGAAGAAGAACUCUUUACACCGAGUAUGUGAUCCCCAUUCACGCUGAUAGCAUAUCAAGUCAUGAGCAGCUGCAGUGCUGGAGACGUGUAACAAUUGCAUUGGUCAACAACUUACACCUGUUUGUAGCGAACCAACCACAAAUCCAGCUUAGCUGGAUAAGUCUGACCCUGCCAAGGUAGGAAUUCUGUAUCCACUCUCUGCAUUUCAAGCUUUCACUAUCUCUUUGAGCGGCUCCCACACCAAACUGACUUGCAAACUAAAGUAAACCUCAAAAUAAAACAGAGCGUGUUAUGGUUAGUAAUCAAGUCUCUUCCAGAGGUGGUUUAAGUUUAACUAUCAUAUACAUUAAAAAAAAAAAAAAAAACAAAAAAAAAAAACAAAUUGUUAAAGUGAAGCAAACGUAGACGUUGAGAUAUUAUAUGGCAUAUGAAGCAUACUUCAACGCCCCCUUGUAAUAAAGUAGAAAAUGUCUUAGCUUUGUUAUUGGACAAUGGAUUAUAGUAUUGUAGAUUUAGGAAGCAAACUAGAAGGUGAAAUGAGAAUUGUUCUCCGAAAUUAAAUAGAUGAUAUGAUGAAGAGCCCUGCGUAAAGAUCAAGUUUGGAGAGAAAAUAAAUAAAGAAGAUGAAAGUGCAGCGUCUGUUCUUAGUAGCUAUUUUCUGCCUCUCUUAUAUGCAGCUGGUCAAGGGGCAAACCUUGCCUCGUUGCCCCGAAAAAUGUGGCAACGUUACACUUGAGUACCCUUUUGGCUUUUCUCCAGGUUGUUGGCGUGCCGAAGAUCCUAGUUUCAAUCUCAGUUGUGUGAACGAGAAUCUAUUCUAUAAGGGCCUUGAAGUGGUCGAAAUAUCUCACAGCAGCCAGUUACGCGUCCUAUAUCCUGCAUCCUACAUUUGCUACAACAGCAAAGGAAAGUUCGCUAAAGGGACUUACUACUGGAGUAAUCUAGGUAAUUUGACUCUCUCCGGCAACAACACGAUUACUGCAUUAGGCUGUAACUCGUACGCUUUUGUGUCCUCUAAUGGAACUCGAAGAAACUCAGUUGGAUGCAUAUCAGCAUGUGAUGCUCUUUCCCAUGAAGCAAAUGGAGAAUGUAAUGGUGAAGGCUGCUGCCAGAACCCCGUCCCUGCAGGGAACAAUUGGUUAAUAGUCAGAUCAUAUCGCUUUGACAACGACACGUCAGUGCAACCUAUCUCUGAGGGUCAAUGCAUCUACGCCUUUCUCGUUGAAAAUGGCAAGUUUAAGUACAAUGCUUCGGACAAAUAUUCUUAUCUGCAGAAUAGGAAUGUGGGGUUUCCUGUGGUCUUGGAUUGGUCUAUUAGGGGAGAGACAUGUGGGCAAGUUGGAGAAAAGAAAUGCGGUGUGAAUGGCAUAUGUUCCAAUUCUGCUAGUGGGAUCGGGUAUACAUGCAAAUGCAAAGGAGGUUUCCAGGGGAAUCCAUAUCUUCAAAACGGUUGCCAAGACAUCAAUGAGUGUACUACUGCUAAUCCUAUCCAUAAACAUAACUGCUCGGGUGACAGCACCUGUGAAAACAAGUUGGGACACUUCCGUUGUAAUUGUCGAUCUCGUUACGAAUUAAAUACCACCACUAAUACCUGCAAACCUAAAGGCAAUCCUGAAUACGUUGAAUGGACUACAAUUGUUCUUGGAACCACUAUCGGCUUCUUGGUCAUUCUGCUUGCCAUUAGCUGUAUAGAACAUAAAAUGAAGAACACCAAGGACACCGAGCUCCGACAACAAUUCUUCGAGCAAAAUGGUGGCGGCAUGUUGAUGCAGCGACUCUCAGGAGCAGGGCCAUCAAAUGUUGAUGUCAAAAUCUUCACUGAGGAAGGAAUGAAGGAAGCAACUGAUGGUUAUGAUGAGAACAGAAUCUUGGGCCAGGGAGGCCAAGGAACAGUCUACAAAGGUAUAUUACCGGACAACUCCAUAGUUGCUAUAAAGAAAGCUCGGCUUGGAGACAAUAGCCAAGUAGAGCAGUUCAUCAAUGAAGUGCUUGUGCUUUCACAAAUCAACCAUAGGAACGUGGUCAAGCUCUUGGGCUGCUGUCUAGAGACUGAAGUUCCCUUGUUGGUCUAUGAGUUCAUUUCCAGUGGGACCCUUUUCGAUCACUUACACGGUUCUAUGUUUGAUUCUUCUCUAACAUGGGAACAUCGUUUGAGAAUGGCUGUAGAAAUAGCUGGAACUCUUGCUUAUCUUCACUCCUCUGCUUCUAUACCAAUCAUCCAUCGCGAUAUCAAAACUGCAAAUAUUCUUCUGGAUGAAAACUUAACUGCAAAAGUAGCUGACUUUGGUGCUUCAAGGCUGAUACCAAUGGAUAAAGAAGACCUCGCAACUAUGGUGCAAGGAACUCUAGGUUACCUAGACCCAGAAUAUUACAACACAGGGUUGCUAAACGAAAAGAGCGAUGUUUAUAGCUUUGGGGUAGUCCUAAUGGAACUGUUAUCAGGUCAAAAGGCAUUGUGCUUUGAAAGGCCACAGACUUCAAAACAUAUAGUGAGUUACUUUGCCUCAGCCACGAAAGAGAAUAGGUUGCACGAGAUUAUUGAUGGCCAAGUGAUGAACGAGAAUAAUCAGAGGGAGAUCCAGAAAGCUGCAAGAAUUGCUGUUGAGUGUACAAGAUUGACGGGAGAAGAAAGGCCAGGGAUGAAGGAAGUAGCUGCAGAGCUUGAGGCCUUGAGAGUCACAAAAACCAAACAUAAGUGGUCAGAUGAGUAUCCUGAACAGGAGGAUACUGAGCACUUGGUUGGUGUUCAAAAAUUAUCAGCACAAGGCGAAACCAGCAGCAGCAUUGGCUAUGAUAGUAUCAGGAAUGUAGCAAUACUGGACAUUGAAGCAGGCCGCUGA